Molecule: messenger RNA, 1188 nt
Organism: Quercus robur (English oak)
Lineage: Eukaryota; Viridiplantae; Streptophyta; Magnoliopsida; Fagales; Fagaceae
Product: heterogeneous nuclear ribonucleoprotein 1-like
Exons: 3
Coding region: 1-1188 (395 amino acids)
Molecular function (GO): RNA binding
Source: RefSeq, a predicted model, not a curated record
AUGGAAUUGGAGAAGAGAAGGUUGUUUGUGGGUGGGAUUUCUUGGGAAACAAGUGAGGCUACUUUGAGAGAACACUUCAGCAAGUAUGGAGAGGUGGAGGAUACUUCGCUUAUCACUGAUAAGCGUACUGGUCAUGGAAGAGGGUUUGGCUUUGUGAGCUUCAAAGACCCCGAUAUGGCUAAUCAAGCACUUCAAGAUCAACAUGUUAUUCUUGAAAGAAAGGUAGAUGUGAAACCAGCAAAACCCAGAGGUAAUAAGAGGAACCAAAAUCAGACUAUCCACUCUGAAGAGCAAAGUAAUGGAACUAGUACUAGUAAUAAGAAGAUUUUUGUAGGAGGUCUUCCACUUGAUCUGACAGAGGAAGAAUUCAAGAGCUACUUUUGGAGUUUUGGUACGAUUAUUGAUGCUGUGGUGAUACAUGACAAAGAAACCCACAGACCAAGGGGCUUUGGAUUUGUUACUUUUGAUUCAGAGGAUGUUGUGAAUAAUCUGUUGCAGAAAAGUUUAUAUGAACUGAAAAAUAAGCUUGUGGAGGUUAAGAGGGCUGAACCGAAGGACAUCAAUCAUAGUCAGAUAUUCUCUUAUCAUUGGAACAACACAGUCUUAAGUUCUGGUAGCCUUGGUUAUGUGCUUAAUGCUCCUUAUUAUCAUCAUUAUGCUCCUUAUUUUGAUUUUUAUUCUCCUAUAUGUGCAUCGUCUUACGGGGAUGCUUCAUGGAAUUAUUUUGGUGCACCAUUUUAUGGGGGUGCAACAUGGUUGCACCCUUACGGAUAUGAGGUUCCAACUUUUGAGCCCAAUGGAGUUGAUUUUGGAGCAUUCCCAAUCCUUAAUAUAGGAACUUGGAAUGGCUUUCAACCUAAUGGAGAUAUGGUGCCUUAUGCAAACCUUGCACCCCAUGAUAAUGAUGUUGAUCGAAUUCUUUCAUCGGAGCCAUGGAGUUUCGACAAACACCUAAGGGUCCUAUCUCGCUACGACAAGGAUGCCUCUCUGAAGGCAUUAGAUCUAACUAAGGUCUCUUUUUGGGUUCAAGUCUACGACGUCCUGCUGCGUUUCAGAAACAAGGAGGUCACAGAAAAAAUAUGUGAAUUAGCAGUAAUGAUACUCCACCCCAAUGAAGUUCUGGACCAUGAUGGAGGCAACUUCAUUAGAGUGAGAGUUUUGGUUGAUAUUUCUCAGCCGUUGUGUUGA